Messenger RNA from Mangifera indica (mango), 1720 nucleotides. Its product is annotated as putative ribosomal large subunit pseudouridine synthase SVR1, chloroplastic. The transcript is spliced from 10 exons. The record is from RefSeq and is a predicted model, not a curated record. Bases 79 to 1305 code for a protein of 408 amino acids. NCBI's taxonomy places the organism in Eukaryota, Viridiplantae, Streptophyta, Magnoliopsida, Sapindales, Anacardiaceae. Gene Ontology annotation, cellular component: chloroplast. Gene Ontology annotation, biological process: plastid translation; pseudouridine synthesis; maturation of LSU-rRNA from tetracistronic rRNA transcript (SSU-rRNA, LSU-rRNA, 4.5S-rRNA, 5S-rRNA). Gene Ontology annotation, molecular function: RNA binding; pseudouridine synthase activity.
CCAACCAAAGCACCAUAGGCGUCACUCGUCUAAGUUUUCAUCUUAACAAGCAAGUCUCUGAAAGAAAGCCGAGGAGGAAUGGCUUCAAUAUCAACAACAUCAACAGCCACUCUGUUCUCUUCACUCCUCUCAAAACCCUCUUUCUCCCUCUUCCGUACCCUCCCUCGCAUCACUUGCUGUUUCCCUUCAACUUCUUCUUCUUCUUCUUCUUCUCUUCAAUUCAACAUCUCAUUUGCUCCUCCAAAGCCAAAACCAACACAAUCCCCCCUCCCUCGACACCAACCCCAACUUCAAGAAAAUAACGACGACGAUUGCGACGAAUUCGAUGGGCCCCGUCAGCUCUUCAUUCCCUGGAUUGUCCGCGGCGAGGAUGGCAACCUCAAGCUCCAAACCCACCCGCCUGCGCGGUUCAUACACGCUAUUGCCCAUGCCAAGACCCAUGAGCGUAAAAAGAAGAAGAAAAAUAACGCCAAUAUUGGUGGUGCUAAAAGUGUUAAGCUUUCCAAAGCUGCUCGGAGGUUUUAUAAUGACAACUUCAGAGACCCUCCUGAACGCCUCAGUAAAGUCUUGGCUGCAGCCGGUGUGGCAUCGAGAAGGGGUAGUGAAGAGCUUAUAUUUGAAGGUCGAGUGACUGUAAAUGGUUCUGUAUGCAAUACUCCUCAGACUAGAGUUGAUCCUGCAAGUGAUAUCAUUUACGUAAAUGGGAGACGCCUCCCUAAGAAAUUGCCACCAAAAGUAUAUCUUGCACUGAACAAACCAAAAGGGUACAUCUGUUCAUCUGGGGAAAAGGAGUUUAAGUCUGUCAUUAGUCUAUUCGAUGAUUAUAUAAAGAGUUGGGAUACAAUAAAUCCAGGACUACCAAGACCGCGAUUGUUCACUGUUGGUCGCCUUGAUGUUGCCACAACAGGAUUGAUUAUAGUGACUAAUGAUGGAGAGUUUGCUCAGGAAAUAUCACAUCCUUCAUCUAAGUUGCCGAAAGAAUACAUUGCAACCAUAGAUGGUGCUGUAAGUAGGCGGCACUUAAUAGCCAUUAGUGAAGGAACAGUUAUUGAGGGCAUCCAUUGUACUCCAGAUUUGGUGGAGUUGUUACCACGACAACCAGAUAAACCAAGACCUUGUCUUCGUGUUGUGGUUCAUGAAGGGAGAAACCAUGAAGUUCGAGAACUUGUGAAGAACGCUGGACUUGAGAUUUACUCCUUAAAACGAGUGAGGAUUGGUGGAUUCAGAAUUCCUUCAGAUCUUGGGUUUGGAAAGCACGUGGAAUUAAAACAAUCUGAUCUUGAGUCUAUCGGUUGGAAGAAUUGAGUUUCUACAGAGCAUGGAGUUCACAAGCCUUUUCUCUGCUUCAAGCAAAGUACUGUCAGUCGAAACAUGGCUUCACAAUGGUAUCUGGAAUAGUGCUGAUGUUUAUCAGUGAGAAUGUGGAAUGCUCCCUUUCUCUUUUUCGGAGGAAGUUCAUGAAUCAUGGGCAGGACUGCUUUUUAUAUGUAACAGGGCCACCAUUUCUGUCAAAGUGAAACAGAGGGCUAUCUAUGUCAAUCAAAGCCGUCUCUGUAAAUUGGUGAGUAGCAAGACUUGCAAGCAAAAUCUUACAUGUGUAGAAUGAGAUUUGAAAUCAGGUUCUACCUAAAUCAAUAUUAUAUUAUUUUUCUCCUUUUCACCCCAAAUAAUUGAUCUUCUGUUGAUUCAAAUUCAAUAUUAUCUUUAUCUUUGUUAUUAA